Messenger RNA from Polistes dominula (European paper wasp), 1184 nucleotides. Its product is annotated as protein big brother. Gene Ontology annotation, biological process: regulation of transcription by RNA polymerase II. Gene Ontology annotation, molecular function: transcription coactivator activity; sequence-specific DNA binding. Gene Ontology annotation, cellular component: nucleus; core-binding factor complex. The record is from RefSeq and is a predicted model, not a curated record. Lineage: Eukaryota; Metazoa; Arthropoda; Insecta; Hymenoptera; Vespidae.
AAACUUGUGUCAGUUUCCAUUGGGACGUUGUAUAGUACGGAACUCUCUUUUAUAUACAGCAUAUCGUAUAUUAUUAUCGAACAAACACGAGUGAUAGAGCAAUUAUUUAAUAAACAAAAUAAUAUUCAUUUUGCAAUUUAACAUCCGACACACACCAUUGAAAAACAAUAUUAAUUGUUGUUGUUUUGAUUUUUCACUUAACCGUGAGAAUUUUGAUUCAUCGCAAAUUUUGAGAGAUUGGUGAACGAGUUGUUGCAAUCUUAAAUUUUCUUACAACAUCUAGAAAAAUAUUAAUAGGGGUGUAGGGAGAAGGGGAAGGAGAGAAGAAAAGUUUACAAAAAAAAAAAAAAAGUAAGUGGGGAAAAUUAAAAAAAAAACAAAACCAAAAAAGCCUGUGAAUGUACGCCGAAAAAAUGAUGCACGCCAUGAGCGAGCACGCCGGCGGUGCAACCGGUCUCGGUGUUGGUGUUUUACCAUUCGAUGCAAUGGCACUUUACGAACAACCAAGGCCUCGUUAUGCAUUAAAAAUGCCACGGGUUGUACCAGAUCAAAAAGCAAAGUUCGAAAGUGACGAACUAUUUCGAAGACUCAGCCGUGAAAGCGAGGUAAGGUACACCGGAUAUCGUGAUAGGCCUAUGGAAGAACGUCAAGUGCGUUUUCAAAAUAGUUGCCGUGAAGGGCAAGUCGAUAUAGCAUUUGCAGCAACCGGAACUAAUUUACAAAUUGUUUUUGGUAAUGCUUGUGGAAAUUACCCACCUGAUAGAAGAGAGGAUUGUGAUUUUGAUAAGGAACACGGCAAGGUACACCUAAGAUCCCAUUUGAUUAUGAACGGUGUUUGUGUACGAUGGCGUGGAUGGAUCGACCUUGAUAGAUUAGAUGGUGUUGGUUGUUUGGAAUACGAUGAAGAAUUGGCUGCCGAGGAAGAUGCACAUUUGCGCAAUCAAUUGGAAGUUUACAGCAGACGUGGUCGCGAUUUGCACGAGAAAAGUUACAGGAGUGGGACAGCUCAAGCACCACAUUUAAAUCAUCACCAUCUUCAUCAUCAUCAGGGUCAUCAUGUGACUGGUACAGGUGGUACGGGUACUACAAGUGCUGGUAUUGAACCACAUAUGACCCAUCGACAAGACCCAGAAAUGGAAGUCAGGCUUAGAGCUUACUGAGACUUAUCGACAUCUCAUAAAUAA